UGUCUCGUGGCGAGAGCACUCGAUCUCCUACUGCCAUAUUUGUGACAGAUAUUUUUAAAAUAAGUUAUAUAAAAGGUAUUGUUGAUUUUUUUUUUUAAAUAGUCCUAAAAAUAUUAAUUAUUCCUUCAUUAAAAAAAACAAUAACAUGAUUAACUAAGUCAUAAUUUCAUACAUUUAAUCCCUCACAAGUAGCCUAGCACCAAAAGUCCACCCACCACAAUAUAAACCUUGGUGACGUAGUCUACCAACGUGGUUCUAACUUUUUUGUUUCGUGGGUCAGGAACUCUCGGUGUUCAAGUUUGAACAAGCAGUCUAGGAAAUUUAUACUUUUCUGGAAAAUUAACAUAAUAGUUUUAUUAGAAAUUAUUGAAACAUUCAUUAUUUAGAAGACUCAAGUUAUUGUUUAAUAAUUAUGUACUCGUGGCAAAAUACAAAAUAGAUAAGACAUUUAAGCCAUUUCAAAUCACAAUGGAGCUACUUCACCAUAAAGAAAUGGCUAAAUGAUGUAUCAGAAAUAAUAUUUCCUCAAGGUUUCUAAAGAUAUCAUUAAAAAAAAAAAAAAAUAUGGGGGGUUUUUUUUUUGGGGGGGGGGGAGAGGGAAAUGAAAAAAAAAUUAACCCCCCCCCCCCCCCAAUUGCCCGCCUCUGUCAUAAAUCAUAUUUUCUCAGAAAGAAACAAAUAUUUUUUUUGAAAAACUGUAUGCUGUAUGAUAUUUUUUCAGCCACAAAUUUGACAGUAGGAGGACGAUGCUUUAGCUAGUUCAUGUCAACAUUACUCUGAGAGGGGCGCCACUUUUCUUAUUACAGUGGACGGGGUUUUCAAAUGAUCUUAAACGCCUGCUUUUUUUAAAACAAAGGUAUUCAAUUUUAACAUUGAUAAUUAUGAAGUUGACUUUGAUUCCAAUGUCAGUCAUGUCUCGCUCAAAAUAACAUACACACUUUUAACAGAAUUUACAGUUUUCACGCUCUCUCAUCAAGCCAUCAGGAAGUAGGCCCCCGAUCAGAAAUAGAAGGUGACGAUCCUCUUGAGCGGAAAAAAGAGUGGGUGGUGGGGGGUGUCUGGGGAGCCCGUAUUCAGAGAUGUUUUUAUUUAUUUCAAAAUCAAGAGGUGCCAUUGAGAUAAUACGAGAACUCAUUGUCUCUAUUAGAGUAUUGAUCAGGGGGAAGGAAUUUUUCAAGCGCACGGAAAGGCAUUAUGACUCCCAAUGCCAUACAUAAAAUGAAUUCCUUUCAGUUAUGGAACGCCCCAGGGUAAUCCUUGGGCAGAUUCUUAUCAUCAACCCCGUGCUGUCACAAUGAACGGCAGAAAACAUAAGUAUGAAUUACUCUUACGAAAAUGGGAAAGAGGGAACCCUUGAAAAAUUAAAGAUAAAAGCGCUGUGAGUGGGUGAAAAUAUAGAGCAGGUUAUAGAUUAUUAUUUUUUUUUUUAAAUUGAUUUUUUUGUAAAAUAUUGAAAAAUGCGUAUGACACUCCCCAACUGCGUAGUUGGCGAAAGUUAAAAAAAAGUAUUAUUAUUUGUAAUAUGAAAACCAAGUCGCAAUAUGAGUAAUACUAUGACAAUAUUUUAUAAUAAGAACCAUUUUCCCCUCCAGAUGGACUGCAAAUGCUAUCAUAUGACCUACAGGUAAGAGCUACCAUUUCUGAUAGCUGUUAAAAAUAAAAGUGUUUAUUUAAAUAACAAUAAAAUUUAAAAUAUUAUUUUAUUGCAGGUUAAGUUUGUUAAAGUCUUCACAUAUUCAUAGCAUUCACAGUUGUUGUUUUUUUUUUUUGUUGAAAGUAUACAUCAAUUUUCUAUUUUCCCAUUUCUAAAAAAUAAAAUAUGAAUUUAUUCAAAGACAUGGCUAAUAAAUACUUUAAUAUGCACUGUUGCCACCACCAGAGACGUGACAAAAUAAACUUCUAUGGAAGAGAUCGCCACGCUGGGCAAUAUGUGUAGUCAGUGUAAGCUGUAGGUAGAGGGAAGCAAGAGGUAGGCUGUAGUUGGAGGGAAGCAAGAGGUAGGCUGUAGUUAGAGGGAAGCAAGAGGUAGGCUGUAGUUAGAGGGAAGCAAGAGGUAGGCUGUAGGUAGAACGAAGCAAGAGGUAGGCUGUAGGUUAAAGGGGAUCUGGGACUUAAGAUUUUUAAUUAAGUUCAGGGAUAUGCUAAAAUGUGUGGUUGCGUACAUAAAGACUUAUUGUAUUAAUUGUUUUAUUAAAAUCUUUGAUGUGUUAGGAAAAAGGGGGGGGGGGUGGAAUAGUUCUAUAAGUUCAUUUUCCCCAUGCAGCACAAGAUACGCGUCAGGAAAAGAAAUGAUUUUGAUAAAUAACUGAUAUGAUUAGGUUGAUAUAUAGUGGGAGAUAGGAGAUAGGUUGUGUAUAUUUUUACGUGAAUGACAAUUUCUUUAAAUCCAAUGAUAUUAAAGCCGUACAAAAGAGAUCUUACAUUCUAUUUUUACAAUAAACAUAUAUUAGGAUCAAUGGCGUUGACAAAACGUGGUUACAUUCACAUAAGUCUACCCAUAAAUAUCAAAACCCAAACAUUUUUACACUUGAAAACUUGAUCUUAAAGUAGAGCCAUGCAUAUUUUUUUUUAAAGAAAACUUUUUUACUUUGCAAAAAGUAAAGUGGGUUUAUAGUUUUAUGACACUCAAUGCUAUUAUAGAAGUGAAUAACGAUUAAGAAAUUCUUCUUAAGAUAGUAGAAUUCUUUGUUUUAGGAUUUUCAGACAACAUAGUAGAAAAACAACUCACAUCACAAGAUUGUUUCAAUUUUUAAUGAAGAUAUCUAUAUAUCAAUUCCCUUUUAUAUAAAAUAGAUUUAAAAUGGUAUAUAUGUUUUUUUUGUUGUUGUAAAUUUAAGAUUAUGUUUUCAUAAUUUUUAAGGGAAAAACAAAUAAUUCAAGGACAUGAACAGGGCCAGCGCUAGACAUUCUUAGGUUGGGUGAAAAUAGACUAGCGUCGCCCUCUGGAAAAUUAUUUGAAGAGUUCAGAAUUUUUUUUUUUUUUUAUUUUUUUUUUUUUACAAAUUUUGCCGCCUUGGCGCCUGUGUGAUGAUCACGCAUCGUACCCGCUUUGAGCCGGCCCUGGGUCGCAUGAAAGGGCGUAAAGUAGACAUAUCAUUUUAAAAUUUAAAACACAAGACAUCUUAAGUAUUUCUCUAGUGUAGAAAUCACCCGACAAUGAAUUCCUUAGUGACAAUAGUGAUUUAAUUAUUGAUAAUUUAGAUUUGGUAAUUUCUGUGAGCGACCGUGUUGCAUACCAUUAUAACACAUGACAUCGGGUCAUAUAUUCUAGUAAUUAAUAUAUACCAGUGUAAGACAAGAAAUUGUGUUCCCCUUGCUUACAAACUGAAACGGGUGGGAGUCAGGGUUGCCAAUUUGGCUUUUUUAACGCCAGAUUCGCGAAAUCUGACUUUUUCACGACUUGGUUGGCUUAAGAUAAUUCGUUUGGUUUUUUGACUUUUCUCUGGCUUCUUUUACAUAGUUUCUCGAAAAUUACUUAACAAUCUUUCUUAAAAUACUUUUACUCUUAAAACAGUUUACUCUCAAAUGGCAACACUACAAAGACAGCUGGCAGUUGCGACUUGCCAGUUGUCGCGGGCCGCUAAAAACCAAAAACUACGGUACAAGCAGGUUAAACUUUGAUUGACAGCUUGACAGGUUGAUUCUAAAGUGUUAGGUUCACAAACAUAAAGAUAAUGUGAUUCUAAUCCGUAGACACAGGUUUAACGAUUUGUGAAGUUUAAUUUAAAUAGAUCAUUUGGUAUAACUGUGUUUUAAUAUAAUAAAACAAAAUUAUUUUCACCGAUGGCCUCCUCAUCAAAGAAAUGGAAAGCUUCUUAUGAUAGCCAUCGUAAGUACAAUAGUAAUUGGGAAAAAAACAUUCGUAUGGCUCAAGAAGGCUUCUGGUGGAUCCGAGUCAACCUUUUGUAAAAUUUGCCACUGUACUAUUAUACCAAGAAUAAGUAACCUCUCAAAUCAUGAAAAAUCUGCAAAACAUAGGAUGAGAACGCCAUCAAAAAACCAACCACAAGUAAAUGUAACAAAGAGCCCUAAACCAAACAAUGAUCAAGUUAAAGCAGUAGAGCUUCAAAUUGCUGUAAGCAUGACCUGCCAUUGUGCAAUACGUACAAUUGACCACCUGAGUGAAAUCAUGAUAUCACAUGGUCAAGGAAGUACACUGGGGCACAUAAAACUGCACAGAUCUAAAUGUUCAUGCCUAAUGAAAAACGUGAUAUCGCCUGCGCUGAAAUCUCAUCUCAUUGAUGACUUUCGGGAUAAAAAAUAUGCCCUCAUUAUAGAUGAACCUACUGACGUUUCCACACAAAAAACACUUGUGCAUUUUAGUUCGUUUUUUAAGGGAUAUUAAAAACGAAAUUGUUACUGGAUAUCUUGGUUUAAUUCCUGUGCAAGAGGCUACAGGAGAAAACAUAUUUAAUUUGGUUGAAGAGGAAAUCAAAAGAUGUGGUCAGAGUCUUACAAAUUGCAUUGGGUUUGCAUCGGAUGGUGCAUCAAAUAUGGUGGGGUGCAAGAACUCGGUCUGGUCUAGACUGAAAGAUGUAUCGCCUUACUGUGUACAGCUCAAAUAAUGUAUUUGUCAUUCGCUUGCACUUUGCAUUUAUCAUGCGGUAACCAAGCUACCAUCAAGUAUUGGAUUUUUGCUCUCAGAAAUACCUCAAUGGUUUCGCCAUAGUGAUUUAAGACGGGAAGCAUGCAAAGAAUUGUUUAGAGUUAUGAACACACCUACGGAAUUUGAGUCAGCCCGAACUGCCCCACUUCCCUUUGAAAAACCUUCAUCUACUCGAUGGCUUGUACGUGGGAAGGUUAUGUUUAACAUUUUGAUGAAUUGGGAAGAACUGAAGGUUUAUUUCACUAGUGCUGAAUUAGCUCAAUCAAACUUUGACACAAAAUACAAAGCAAGAUUAUUAAAGGAAAUGAUGUUAGACUACAAAAAUUAUUUGUUCUUUGUCUUUGCAACACCUGUUGUGCAGGAAUUUGAAAGACUAAACAGUCUUUUUCAACAAACCAAAGCUGAUCGUCAUGAAUUGUAUCAAGAAUUAUUCUUACACCAGAAAAGUCUUCAGAACAGACUGUAUGAUGUUAAUGGACAGAAAAUGCAAAUGCGUGAGAUUGAUAUUAAAUUCUUAACAGAAUGUAAUAGGUGCCUACAAAAAAAAACAACAACAACAACAACAGUAUUGAGGCUCAGCUGGAAAUAAAAAAAAUGUCACAGAAAGAUGUAUAUCUAUGUUAGAAGAAGCUCUAAAUCAAGUUACAUGUAGACUUCCAUCAGCAACAGAUGUAUUUCAAAAUCUAUCAAAAUUGAGUCCUAUGAUAAUUUUAAAUCAAGUUUCAAGGACCGCAUUUUCAGGAUUACCUUUUAUAUACCUUGCUAAAAACAACAUCAGUAUUAUUGAAGAACAAUACAGAAAAAUACUUUUUGUUGAUUGGAAAGAAGAACCUGCAUUUAAGAAAGAUGGAGUUCCAAAGACAGUGAAAAGUUUUGGAUUGGCGUGUUGCAACAUCAGGCAUUUAAAGAGCUCGCCUCUUAUGCCCUUACUUGUUUCGUAACCCCAGUUAGUAAUGCAGUAGUUGAGAGGAUAUUCUCUCUUGUCACUUCAGUAAAAACGAAGGCAAGAAACAGGAUGCAACUGAAUUUACUUGAUGCUAUUGUAAGAAUCAGAGCUGAACUAUUGCUGUCAGGCAAAUGCUGUAAAGACUUCUCUCCAUCUGAAAAAAUGCUAAAAGCUUUUACAACCGACAAGGCUUAUGGCAUAGUAUCCGCUAGUUACAGAACGUCCAAUUAGGAUGAGAGUAAUGAAUGUGAUUUAGAGCUUUUUUUGUAAUGUGAGUAUAUUUUCAAAUUUAUUUGGCUUUUUUUGGACUCUUUUCUAAUACUACCUGGCUUAAAAUCGAAAUUUUAACCUGGCAACUCUGCUGGGAGUGUCACUUGUUAAUUGUUACGUCUAUAGUGCGACAGGUCAAGUCUUUUGGUUUUCCGGAGAGGCAAGCAAACGAAGCCAUGACAAAAUAGGAGUUUUAUAUCAGAAAUAAGAAGUUAAUUGGCUUUUCCAACGUUUCGUUAGCACAAUAUUACUUAUUUAUUUAUUUAUUCAUCUCUACAUCAAAUUCAGUUUUGGUUAACCUGUUGUCGUAUUUUUCAACUAAAUUUUCAACUAGACAUCAACUCAUCAACGAUCAAUACUGUCAAUGUGUCAAUAGUCUAUUGACACAUCAAUAGUCAAUACUCUAAAAACUCUAAAAGAAUAUCUAUAUCUAACCCAGAAUCAGAUAAGAUAGCCUGAGAUUAAAUAGUUAACACAUAUAACACUACACACCGUCAAAAUGACAGGCAUGGUAAUCUCUUAUUUUAGUUUUAGCGUGAUAAAUUCCAUAAUUAAAUUUUCUAUAAGUUCACUUAAGUUUGUGUGACUUAGUCUUAGGUUGAUAAAAAUUCUAUGAUUGUCUAAAAAGAAGUAAAGUAAAGUUUCAGCUACCAAAGUUUCUUGUUGUCAAUGUCAAUGUUGUUAAUCAUUGUUAUCCGUAGGGGUCAUUGUUAGCCAAAUCAAAAUCUUUUAUUUUUAUAUAACUUAUAACUUGAUACUAAAAUAACUUCGGUAAGCUAAAGUACCUUUUAUUAUUAUUAAGUUUAAUUUUAAUUAAUACAAUUUUAUUUUUAAUGAAAUUUUAAAUCUUUAGUUUAGGCCUACACACUGACUCUACAUCUACAUAAAAUUAGGACUAUAUGAAUAUGACUAUACUUGACCCAAUGACCUAACUAAAUACUAAAUAGUUUUGCUUUUUUAUUUUAAGUUUAAGUUAAUAUAAGAUGUGAAUAAUAAGUAGGUUAGGCCUAUAUUAACUAUAUAAUAUAUAUUUUUAUAAUGUGGGGGGGGGGGUGUAAAUAGGUUAAGCAAUACAAAAUUGGCAAAAUGUUCUCUGUCUCUAUUCAUUGCUAUAUAUUAUAUUUAUAAGAUUUUUAAAUUUAUUUCACUGAACAUAUGAAAUUUCAACACAUUGCUGUCCUAAUUAAAAAAAAAAUUGUUUGAUCAUUUUUUCAUUUCCCUUUCACUACUCAACUCUUUCUUUUAACCUUCUGGCAGCAUGCUUUUUUCGCAAUGAGAACCCGGCAUGCUUUUUUCGCCACAAAACCAGGCGGGUUGUUUAAAAUAGAUCUCGCUAAUAAUAAUGAGGGAAUGGUUAAAUUAGUUUAUUUUAUUUGAAUAUUGCAAAAUAAUAUAUUUUUAAAAAUAAUUAUAACUACAAAAAAUAUGAAAAGUAAGUUGAAAGAAACAAGACAUAAAUUAAUUAUUUUAUUUCAUAUUCAAUAACUAGUACAUAAUUCUGGGGAAAAAAUUGAAAAAAAGAUUACGCAUUCAUAAAAGCAAAGACAUUAUAUGAACAUAAAAUUUGAAGUUGAUAAAUUGACUUUUCACCUCUUUAAGUAAAUUGAGCACCAAUUCAUUAUAUAAUUUCUUGAAAAAUACAUGUCUUCUAACAAUAUUUGGAUAAUUUCCUAAAUCAAUAAUUUGGACUUUGAUGCCACUCAUGUUUAUCAUGCACAAAAUUUUGACCAUUGGCCAGCGUCAUACAUUUCUCACUAGGUUUCACAAUUGUUCUUUUGUCUCUUUCUUGCUGAAAUUUUGUGUUUUCAUGCUUUCAAUAUAAUUAUUUGUAUAGUAGUUUAUCACCAAACAGGCAACUCCAGCAUUCAAGAGAGUAUAUGCCAUUUUUGCAGGGGCUAUAAUUAAUUAACGUUUUCUAAUUAAAUUACUUCUUCUCUAAUGCAUUCUGUUUGAAGGUUGAUUCUUAUUUCAUUUUGUUUCUCUAUCUUUUCCCAAAAAGAAAAAAAAAUUAUCAUUGUCAAUAGUAUCUUCUACAUCAUCAUUGUCAUCCUCUUCUUCUUUCAUCCGUGAAUCUUCCUGACCAAUUUCAACUGCAUCUUAACUUUCUGUGUCAUCCUCAUCUUUAAAAUCUUCCUCUAACUUUCUCGUUCAAAACCUAUUCUUUUAAUUUCUUUUAUAUUCUUGAGAAUGGUCAAAUCAAAUCUUUUCCUAACACCCGCCAUGUUAGACAGUGUAAUUAACCUGCAGUAUAAUAAGGAUCAGUAUAAAUAUCUUGGGACGCAAUGUAACCAUUUGAUAUUUACUAUUGAAAAGCACACAGAUAUUAGUUAAAAGUAAGAUAAUGCAUCAUUAUAUAUACAAAUAUGAACAAAGUAACUUACCAGAGCAAGGUAAUAAUACAAUUGUCAAACUUCAAAAAAUAACGUGCAGUUUGAACAAAACAGCAAACAUCUUUACCCUGAAAGCAUUUUCUGCACAUUAAACCGCCUGGCCUAUACAGGAAAGGAAAACGUUAAGAUACUUAUAAGCAGAGUUCGCUUCCAUCUCUCCUUAGCCUGUGCAAAACACAAACAUUGGUUUGUAUCAAUCUGAUCAGACGCGCCUGACAGAAGUUUAUCUGUUAUCACCGAUCUUUACUUUAGGUAUGAAUAUAUUUGGACAUUGCUGUGCUCGUCAGUGCUGGCACUAGACUUUUUUCCUCCACAUGCAAGAUUUUAAAUGUAUUUUCCCACUAUUUUUGGCCAAUGUUUUUUUUAAAAUGUAAAAUUUAAGACCUGUGUUUGGUUAGGAUGAGAAGUGCCCUAAGGAAAAUACAAUUUGGGUAGAGUGCAAUCCACAAUGCUUCCUUCCUCAAUUAGGCAUAAGCCUAAUUCAGUCUGAUUAUAUACUUGUCUUCGGGCGUGGCUUCGGAAAUAUUUUAAAUUAAAGUUAUACCGUUGUAUUGACUAAUAUAGAGCUGUGUUUCCAAAAUUUUUAAGUUUUGUCCAACAUUUGGACAAGUUACCACUGACUACUAGGACUAGUUACUAAUGACACAUUUAUUAAACAUAAGUAUCUUUGUCUAUGCAGGAUUUAUAUAAUUACAAUACUUUGUCAUUAAUGAAUAGUGACUGUCAUUUAUCACUCAAUAAUCAAUAAACCUCAACAACCUGUUGUGAAAAUCAUUGUGCAUUAAAAUAAUAUAAUAUCAAAAAAUUAAUAUUAUAAAUACACAUGGUAUUCUAUUUUUUGUAAUAAUAUGUUUGCUUCUGCAAGGAUUUGUUUGCAGCCUGCCAUAUUUUAGGUUGAGAUUUUUUAUUUUUUUUUUUAUUUUUUUUUUUUUUUUUUUAUUUUUAAACUUGAUAUAACUACAUCAAUUUUCAAAACACAAUUUUCAUCUGCAGAUAUGGACUUUUUAAAAACAACAGUCACUUCAAAAUAUUGGACACUUUUGGUAGAUAGCAUUACUGUUUCUGGUGCUCCAUAAUCAAGAUGGACUCAAAGGAGGCUGUAGGCCUUUAUAUUGCUCUAAUCUUUUCUGCCAUUUGCAUUGCAAAAUUGUAUUAUCAAGCUGCCCCAAAUGACCAUCAGAACUACAUAAAGAAAUAUUGGUUUCGUCCUGCUUUAAAAUGUAUACCAAAAGAAGAAGUCCUAGGCCUAGAGAAUAACCAUCUUCUGAAAACUAUAAAAGAACUUGAACACAACAAAAUGGGAGAGAAGAACCAAAACAAUGUAAAAAAUAUAGAAGCCCUGGAGAGAAUUUUAAAUUGUAAUUGCUCUUUAAAUAGAUAUUACCAAUGUAAGGAUACAGAAAGUGCUUGUGGGAAAAUGAAGCAUGGAUACAAGUCACCUGGACUUUCAAAAUAUUUUACCAAGCAGCGGAUGUCUGAUCAGCUUAGGUUAAUUCGCUCUGACAAGAGCAGCCAUAGAUCCAAUGUGACUUAUGAGUUUCAUUUCACAGAAACUGUCAGAUUAGCAUGUUCAAAACUAUCAACGUUUGAUUUCUUUGUUAUUAUUUUCUUAUUAUUGAUAGUGAUUGGCAGAAGAAUUCAUUUUGAUGAUGAGUUGGUCAGUAAUUCAUCUCCUGGUUUAUGCUACUCUGCACUACUUAAGUCAAAUAUUCCAUUCUUGGACUGCAAUAUGGAUUACACUUUUACAACUUCUCUUGUUAAAAUGCAUAGCCAUGGCCUUCAUAAUUUAGAGCUUGCAAAAGACUGCAAACAUAAUGGUAUUGAGAAUUCAUUAAGCUUGGGAUGGCUUUUAAAGCCUUUAAAUCUUGUUCAAAAUAUACCAGAGUACUUUGUUUAUCCAGCAUUUGACAUGUCAAGAUUAGCUUCAUUCCAGCCAAUAACUCUUGUGGAAAGCCAUGUUCCUUUCAUCAAGUUGGCAGACGCUGGUUUUUCAUACACUGGAACAGGAAAUGCCAUCAUUUGUGAGGAUUGUAAAAAUUCAUUCAACCUUCAAGAAAUUAGAACGGACCCAGCAAGCUCAAAAUACCACCAUAGGGGUUGCAGAUUUGUCAGGACUGAGAGCUCAUUUGCUUCUGAUGCUAUUGGUGUUACAGCAGAAUCUUCAUCCUUAGAUAGCAGUUCUUUGGGAAAUGUUUCCAGUGAAGACAUGGUUCAACCCUUGUUAGGCAAUGAUUUUUCAAAUUUUUCAUCUUUAAGUGGUGAGUUGCUUUUUUUAUAAUUUGAAGCUGGUUUUUAUGUUUUUUAAAAAGAUUAAUUUUUCAAGUUCUAAUUAUUCUAAGUGUUAUAAUAUUGCUAUAUUUGUCUGAAAGGAAAAUAGAUUUAAAAUGUUUUUUUUUAUAAUGCUAUACAUUUUAUUUUAUGCAUAUUCUUUAACAUAAUCUUUUGUACAAUCAUAAGCAAACAUUCUUUAGGGCAGUGCUUCUCAACAUUUUGGGUGUGGCUGACAGGCAGAAAUUAUGGAUAUUGGAGGGAUGACCAGUGUAUAAUUUAGUUAUUUUUGUUAUUGUCUUAGUGCUGAUCUGUGGAAGAACUCUUUGAGUAGAACGGCUCUAGGGAACUCUUAAAUUUAAAGUCCCUUUCUUUAUGGAAAGCAAUAAUUAUAAAUGGAAUAAUUUUUUUUAAAUGGACCUUUCAAGAGUGUCAUUUAAUAAUUACCUAUGCACUAAUUCAAGAUAAAUUAUCUAAAGGUGCAACAAACUUUCCAGAAGGAGAUACCUCCGCUACUUGCUGUAGUAAUUUCUGUUGUGAGUAUCCAGCAAACUGUACUUUUUUAAAUUAUGUUUUAUUUUGAUUUGACGGCGAUUAAAAUUAUGAGUUAAAGUUAAAGGACUCUUAAGAAUGUGAUUCACUUAUGUUAUAAUAAACAAAUUAAAAGUUCAAUGGUAAAUGCUAUUUUCAAAAGUGGGGUAAUUACUUAUUGUUUGUAUAAAAUUGUAAGAAAUUUUUGAAUAAGAACAAUGAUUUACAUUUCCAUUUUCUUUCCCAGUUGAUGAUGAACUCUUUGAAUGUCAAUGGUCAAAGAUUGAAAAUGAAAUAUGUACUGAAAGUCUGGAGCAUGGGGGAUUUGUGAAAUUUGAUAAUUUUUCGAUUGAACACCUUCCAGUGAAACUAAAGCAUCGGGACGUUUUAAAGUUUUUUCAACUGUGUGCACAGCUAAUUGUUAAAGUGACCAGCUCAAACCUCUCAAGGUUUAGGCCUCAUCAGAAGAGAUGUCCCGUCAAAGAAGGCCUGCCUGGAAUCUGUGGCACCGGAAGUCUCUUUGGUACAGACGGCGAGAUAACCAAGUUCAAAGAUCUACCGCAGGCUUUGAAGAAUGGGUACCCUGACUUGAGUGAUGAAUCUGAAAUCGGACUGAUCUACGUCGAGACCAAUCCACACAUUGUUUUCAAUGACCAGGAGGCAAAAGAUUCAACAGUUAAACUUUCCCUAAGUCUGACCAACGGGGUUCAUGUUGAACUGAAAGGUGGACAUUUGCAUUGUAGCCAAGAUCCCAAGGGCUGUAAGAUUUCUUUUGUGUAUUCAACAAAAGACUUACAACUUGUGAAAACGUUGAAUAAGAUAAGGCAGGAGCUGUUUGAACUGUCUGAGAAGCUGCAGAAAAAAUUCAAAGAAUACAUGAGUAAAACAGUUGUGAUUAUUAGUCAUCCCUAUGGAAUGGAGAAAUGUUUGUCAUUUGGUGACAGUGUUUCUGUGAAAUAUGGCAUUGAAACAGACACAAGCGGAAGGACUAAGCUUUUUAAAAUUGACAACCAUAAGAAAGGUGAAUAAUUUUGACUGUGCUUUUUAAAACUAAUUUGUUUCCAUUUAAUGUUUCCCAUUAUGCUUGUUGACUGUAACUUAGCUGGUAAGACUACAGCCAUUUUGUGUAGUAAUGUGCCAAGAUGAUUUUACUCCAGAGGAUUUUUACUUACUUGGGGUCUUUUGGCACUUAAGAACAGUAGCCUUAUUAGGCCAACUUUUCCAUUCCAUCCACUAUUUUUCCAAAUCUUCGGAUGACCCAGGAUGAAUUCAAACCUGUCACAUAUGGUUUUUUAGGCAAACAAGUUAUCACUUUGCCAUAGGGUCAUUGUGUGUUCUUUUGGGUCAUUGUGCGUUCUUUAGGUUCAGUGUAUGUUCUUUUGUAAAGUCAGAUUAAAUAAUAUUACAAAAAUAUUUGCAUUAAUAAAUUUGAUUGGAUCAACACAUACAGCAAUGUUAAUUAAAAUAAAUCUAAUUUACAUAUUCAUUUUUUUCAUUAGUUUAGUUACUCUUUUUUUUUUCAAUAAGGUCACUAAGGUCAUAUUUUUGACACCAUUCCAAAAAAAAUGUACAGAACCAUUUUUGAGUCUUUUGGGUUGGAAUAAAGUACCUGGUGUGCCUUAUAUGUGUUUUGUUUACAAGACUUCUAUUUGGCAUUAAGCUUAACUUAGUUUAAAUAUAGAUCUCAUUAUUAAGACUUCUACCUUUCUCCUCCUAUAGUCCCUGCUGAUAUCUCAAAAGUCAAGAAAGCGCUUCAGUACACGGCAGUCACUUGUCCAGGCACAUCUGGAGCGCCAGUCAUUUGUUUCAAGCGCAACGGCCAUAACGAUCUGAAGCUUGACAUCUGGAUGCACAAUGGAGUAGAAAGAGACAGUUCACUUGGUGUUUCUGUCUUACAGGGUAAUGCGCAUUUCACUUUGUUGUGACCAGCUCAAGAAACCUUGUUCAUCCGUUUAGGACUUGUAUGGAUUUUGAAGUUCAUUACCUCUCUCAUGUUGUUGUUUUAAAUGAAAACUAUGAUCAAGCUUUGCAUGUUUUAUGGAUCUAUGAUUUGUCUCCCCCAAAGCCUGCUAUUCGGAGGAUGUUUUGAGAAAAAUUCCCGAACCCACCAGACCAGCUGCUCCACAACCAACGGAAAAUAUAUCAAGGCCCGCCACUGUCAAUCUGCCCACACGUAACCCGAACAGCAGAGCUUUGAGUCAUCCUUCCUACCCGGUCUACAUAUCUUACCAAAAGAGGUUGGAAAGUUUUGUUGCUUGGCCAGCGGGGCAUAUUCACGAUCCCCAUGACCUGGCAAGGGCUGGAUUUUUCUAUGCUGGUAAGACCAUAUUUGUUCAGUUGUAAAAACUCACUUGUUCGUUGGAAUUAGGUGGUGCUUGGUAUUGUGUCAACAAUAUUUGGUUUCCUUACAAGAGCACAUUUGUUUCCAUUUUUAGUUACUGUCAUUGCUCUGAUUUAAAUGUAAGAAUACAUUUUGAUCAAUGGCUGAACUAAUUCAUCUGUUAAUUAUCUUGAAUGAUGUAUGCACAGGUUAUGCAGAUUGCGUCCGAUGUUACCAGUGCGGACUUGGCCUGAAAUCGUGGAAGCCAGGAGACGAUAUCAAUGUGGAGCAUGAAAGGCUGAGACCAUCUUGUCCUUUUCUACAAACUCAGCUGAGCACUGGGUUAUCUAGUAUGAUGGAUGAACCCAGCCACCAAAGACCACAGCUACAUUGUAAAUACACAACAUUCUUCUUCUUGGUGUAGUAAAGUAGACUGUCCUUUGAUCCUUAUUUUAAAAUGAAUACUUUUCUAUUUUGGAAAAACUAUACAUUAGAAAUUGCUUGACAAUUUUUUUUAAUGCUUAAUCCAUAUGAAUGCAUGUUAAUUUACAGAAAUGGGGUAGAGAGUAGGACAUUAUUACAAUAAAUGAUUUAUUUGGAUUUUUUCUUAUUCUCAAUUUUUAAAAAAAAGCAGAGACAACCUCAGGCCAAAGCUCUUAUGGCAGUGAUGAUAAUGCACCUCUAAAACCUCAAAUGCUGGUUGUUCCAACAACUGCUGAAGACCAGCAGUCUCCCAGCCAACCAUCCACUGAUGUACAGCAACCGAUGGAUUCUCAAACUCAAGCACCCGAAGGAAAUAAUGUUAGAGUGACUCCAGGGGCAGCAAAUGGUGAAGAAUAUGGCGGAGCGUCUUCUUUAGGUGAGUCUGGUGUAUUUAGUUUUCUUUGUUUUUAUAUGUUGUUCUUAAAAACUGGAUAAUUAUAUAAUAAAAUUAUUAAUGAUUGGCACCAAUUUGUUUCCAUUAAACUUCAGACUUUGAUAGCGCUAUUGAGAUCUACUGAGAUAUUUUACAAAGAAGUAACCCCUUUAAUGUAGCUGUUUCGUGAAAGUGUGGAGCUUUAAUUUUUUUAUAUAUCCCUAAGGAAAUGAUUUGACUGAAUCCCAUGGCUCCGGUAAUACAAAUGAAACCGAAGAGAGAUCCACUAUACAGUCUGAUCAGAGAAUUUCUCAGAAGCAUCUACUUGAAUCGAGUAACGCCUCUCAUUCUUCGUCUGGUGUAGACCUACCAUCACAAAACAAAAGUGACUCAAACCAUGGUGAGAUUCUUGUAGGCAAUGGGCUGUUUCUGAUCAUUGUUAUGUCUUUUCUGUUUCAGAGCUAUUCCUUAAUUGGAAAAUAGUUGUAAAUGAUUAUUAAAAUAAAAUAUUUUUUUAAAUGGGAAAGGUAAGGUUCAUAAUAGCUUUAACAAAAAAAAAUAGGUGAAUGUUCUUUUCCUUCUGUACAGAUUCCCAUAAUUCAGAAUCAGUCAAAGAUAUAACAGUAAGUCUACUUGAAAGGGAGAAGAAAUUGCUUCAGCACCAGGUGAAUUGCAAGAUAUGUCUGGUUGCCCCGAUCAAGGACUUGUUUCUUCCAUGUGGACAUCUCUAUGCAUGUGUUGACUGCUCAAAAUCUCUGACCCACUGUCCAGCCUGCAGCCAGCUGAUUCUCGCAACAGUGACAACAUAUUUUACAUGAUUCUUUCAACAGUAACAACAUAUUUUACAUGAUUCUUGAAACAGUAACAACAUAUUUUACAUAUUUCCUGCAACAGUAACAACAUAUUUUACAUGAUUCUUGAAACAGUAACAACAUAUUUUACAUAUUUCCUGCAACAGUAACAACAUAUUAAUACAUGAGAUUAUAUAAGAUGACUAAGAAUGAAAACAUAAUAUGCCAGUAAAGGAAUUGCACACCCCUAUCCUAAGCAUCGUUGCACCACUACCCACAGUUUCGUGGUCCUGAAAAACAUGUAACUCAGUAAGCAAAGUUGCUUCAAUCAAUUAGCCUAAGACGUAUAGUGAUGUAUGUCCCCGAGUAAAAAUUAAUAAGCUUAUAAAAGCUGCAUGCCAUUUGAGAGCUAAAGCAAGGAAAUUACUUAAAUUCUGACUGACUUCAUAUGAUUUGUUUAAAAACUGUUAUUUAUUUAUUUAGAAACUUUGAAUGCUGUUUGCUAUCAAAGUAGUCAAAUGUAACAUGUAAAAUCCCAUGUGCCAAGCUAUCAUCCUAUAAUUUGUAUCAUUUGUAACCCCUCAAACUAAGCUCAUCAUCUCCGCACAAAUAAAAUGGAAACAAUUUUCAAUACCAUUAUUUUCCAUGUUGUCAUCCGGGUAAAAAAAUGGGUUAUCAUUUAUCACCAUUUCUAUAUAGUUCAUCGCGCCUCAUUGUUAAGUUUUAACUUUUUGAAAUAUAUCUCUUCUAUAAACAGAAGAAAAACGGUUUCUUUCGCCUUAGAAUGAGACAACUCGGACACGUUAUAUUUAUUGAAAUGUGAUGGUAUCCGUGGCAUUUAGUCACAAAUUAAUUGUUUUUAAUGCUCAAUUUCAAUGAAAAACUUAUUUUAAGACUUGGGGUGUUAUUAAUCAAUAUUAUUUCAAUGACUGGUAUGGCUGACCGUAAACAAGAAAGCUGGCUUUUUUCAAUUUAGGUUCAAACAACCUGCUGUCAAGAUUCUUUGCAAGUUAUGUUCUUUUUGUCUGAAUCUAUUGUGUUUUUUUUUUUAUUGUUGUGUUUACAGAGAAAGGCAUUCAGGCAAAAUGUUCAUCAUAGGGUCUUGCAUGUGCAGUUGUUAGAAUGAUUUUUAAUUAUAUCUUGUAUCAUUAUAAUUAAUCAUCAAAGUAUUAUGAAAGCCACUUAUGUAGGCUAUACUAAAUAUGUUAUCGAUGGAUGAAUAAUAUUUAUGCUGCAGCUGAUAUUUCAUUGCAUACCGGUACCUUGUUCUAGGAAUUUAUGGUUAAUUUAAUAGUAGUUUUACAGUUGUCAUCACAUUUAUUUAAAUAGACAAUGUAAGUACGCUUGCAGUUUUAUAGUUAAAUGGUCUAAUCUACGGGUAUGUGCCAAAUCCAUUUUGUUUAACUUGUGAUACCGGGUAAUAUUAAUUUAAUGCACUUGCUCAGCAUAUUGUUAGUAAUGAACCAUACCAUAAAGUCACCUUUGUACUUCAAUCUUGACAGCAUUCAAUCUUUCUUCACACAUCACCUCUUCUAGUUUUAGGAAACUUCAAAUGGUUUUAAAACCAGAGCCACUGUCUUCAAGUGCCAUUCUACUUUAACACUCUGUUAUUCAUUUUGUGCCAGAUAUUUUAAAAUAAAUAAACAAUUCCAUAAUUAUGUCAUAUAUUUAUCUCUUAUUUUCAUUCACAAUUGUUCAGUCUCACAUGAGGCUUAUCUCUAACACACCUCAGUCACAACUGUUCAGUCUAAGGUGAGGCUCAUUUAAAUAUACAAGUAAUAGCAGAAACCAUUGGAUUUAACUGCUGGUGUAGAAAAGAAGUUUAUCACUGAACAAAUAGCAGCAUUCUUGACAACACACUGUUCACAAAAACUUACACAACAAGCAAACUUGUCCUCUUUUUUAAAUUUUGCAAGAACAUUUAAAAAAAAUUAAAGUUUUCCGUACAUUACAUUAUUUUUCACCUUUGGAGCCGCAUGUAAAUUAAACAAUCAAUUGUUGUUCUGGUUGUCAAUCUUGUCUGACAGCCAAAAGCUGUUUAUGGUUUCCUUCUUUGACUGGUGCUUUAGGAAUGUCAUUUAAAAAAUUGGUCUAUUUGAGUCAAGUGACCGCACUUACAGAGGUGAGCGUAACCAGAUCCAGUGGGAGAAUGAUCACAUUCUUUUAGCAGACUUGAUGAUGUUUUAUAUUGCACAUUCAUUUUUUGACUUAGUUUGCUAAACAUUCCACCUGGUACCAAGCAACGCUAACUUUUUUAAAGAUGAUUUGAUAAUAUUACCAUUACAUUGAUUUAAUUGGAAUGAUCUUUUGGAUUAUAUCAUUUACUAUGAAGCUUGCUCUAAAAUUUGCAUAUAACUGUUAAAAAUAUUUCGCAACUAAUUCCAACAAUAAUUUGUCAACUACUGAUAAACUAAUGUAAAUCUCAUAAAUUUUUGUGAGGAUCCCGUAAAGAUCAAUGAGUAAACUAAAUUAGUUUUUUUACUAAAGCUUUCCAUAAUCAAUGCAAUUCAAAUUCUAAAAGGUUAAUUAUCAAUUAUGUGAACUUGUAAAAGAAGAAAUUCAUGCUCUGUAUUCUUUGAAUAUGUCUUAUUUCUUAAUAAGUAUUUAUCUCUGGUGAAAUUCUGAAAUUUUGUCUCGUUCAUUGUUUUAUAACCAUAUAUUUUGCAGUGUACUGUAAAGGUUUAUGUAUUUUUCUUGAAAUGUUUGAAAAUUAGAGUUCAUUUGAACUGCUUUUAAUGGUUGCGUUGUUAAAACAAUAUUUUGGUAAGAAGUGUCCUUUAAUUUUUUAUUUUUUUUUGCCUUGCUUUAUAUAUUUUAAAGAUUAGGUUUUUUUUAUUUAAUAGAAUUAAUUUAAAAUUGUUUCCAUUUCUCUUCCAUUUCAGAAAAUUUGUAUGAACAAAAUUUUUGGAAAGCAAAUUGUGAGACAGAAGUUUGUUAAAACAGAAUUAUGUUCAAAAUGAAAUAAUGAGGGAAAAAAUGGAACGAAAAGUUCACGUUUUCCAGAUUUCUCAAUCACUCUUUCAUUUAAAAUAAUUUCUAAAAAAUAAAACUCUUUUUAAAAAAAUUUAAUUUUGAAAAAACUUCUGUUUCAAACAUUUUACACUCAGACAAACUUUUGUCUGACAAAUUUCCCACUCUUGAGGUAUCUUUGUUCAUGUUGCAUACAUUUUAAAUCUGUUCCUGCAAUAUUUUAAUGCUUUUUAAAAAAAAAAAAAAACUCUAAAUAUACCCUGCAAUUUUUAGCUUUUGGUGUAAUUCAACUUCUGGAAACUCUUGGAAGUUUUUAAAAUGUAAACAUUGAAACUCUUAGAAGUUUGAAAGAGUACAGUUUGAAACUUUAAGAAGUUUUAAAAUAUAAACAUCACAUUUAGAAACUCAAUGUCAAUAUCCUUUGUACAUGUUUAAUUAAUAUGCUUCUUUGUUAUAUUUAAUUACAUUAUACAUAUGCAAAAGUAACAUUCUUUUUUUUGGGGGGUGGGUUAUAAAUAUUAUAUGUUGUAUUCUAAAAUUGAUGUGGGUAGAGGUGUGAUGUGGGUAGAGGUGUGAUGUGGGUAGAGGUGUGAUGUGGGUAGAGGUGUGAUGUGGGUAGAGGUGUGAUGUGGGUAGAGGUGUGAUGUGGGUAGAGGUGUGAUGUGGGUAGUGGUUAUGUUCUCAACAUACAUUUUAUCUUUCCUUUGCUUUAGUUAAUAUAUUUUUCUUGGCUCAUAUUUACUCAUAAGAAUGAUUAAUCACUGUUUUAUUUUGCAAUUAUUUUCCCUCGUAACAUGCAGCUGCCACUGAUCGGAUGUUUUAAGCAAAAUAUUAAUAUGAAUAAAUCUGUUUGAAAAGUG
Molecule: messenger RNA, 18808 nt
Organism: Lymnaea stagnalis (great pond snail)
Lineage: Eukaryota; Metazoa; Mollusca; Gastropoda; Lymnaeidae
Source: the annotation of a GenBank genome assembly